AUGCGUAGAUCUGUGAAGAUUCGUCUGUCGUGUCCCGGCCUAGCCAGAAAACCGCUGCUGAGCCACCGCCCGCCCGCCCGAACUAUAGGCGAUAAGGGCAAUAAAUGGCCUGGCGGCAGCGAUGACGAAGCGCCACUGAGACUAGAAAUCAAAGGGUACUACAAGGGAAAGAACAUGUUAGAAUUUAAGGACUACAAGGAUCGCAUGUUAACCCUCUUCGCACGACAUGAUCUCAGGCAUAUAAUCUGGAAAUAUUAUGGAUUCUAUCGAACGGAAGAUCGCAAGAUAAAUGAUGCCAAACUAUACCUCGAUGCUCGUGUUAAACAGAAGUGGUUAAACUUCGUAGCUGCGUAUGAGAAGUGUGAUGGAGCAACGCCGUUAACCUUUUAUGAUAUGCUACCGCAUCUGGAAAUGCAGCUAAAUGACCCGGAGAACCAACGUCGAAUGGCAAGCCAACGGUUUCAGGAUGCCUAUCAAAAGGAAUGGCAGACAAUACGCGAGUUCUCCAAAUAUCUUGAGGAUUGGGAGUAUUACUUACCUGCAUAUACUGAGGAACAGAGAAUGGAUAACUUGCGAAGCAAGGCACUGCCUGAAAUACGCAAAGAAUUUCUACAAUACCCCCAAUAUCCCCCAGAUUAUGAUGAGCUUCUACGGCGGAUGCAAACGAUUGAGGAGAAUAUGCCAGAACGACGGCGGGCGAUCCGCAAAGGGAAACCUGUGAUAUUUAUAGGCAAUCGAUAUAAUCCCAGAAUGAGAGGUGGCUACAGGGUGAUAGGAUGUAGUGGUGGUGACAACAAGAACAAUGUUGCCACUACCUUGCAACUCCAAUCAUUUUCCAUUACAUUCGGGCGCCUGGGAGUCCGACUUCUAAUACAAUAG
Messenger RNA from Histoplasma mississippiense, 879 nucleotides. RefSeq lists its product with no specific name. NCBI's taxonomy places the organism in Eukaryota, Fungi, Ascomycota, Eurotiomycetes, Onygenales, Ajellomycetaceae. Bases 1 to 879 code for a protein of 292 amino acids. The record is from RefSeq and is a predicted model, not a curated record. The transcript is spliced from 3 exons.